AAUGAACCCAAUUUCGCUCUCAGCGAAAAUCAUCAGAUAUUGAAAGUUACAAACGCUUAGUACAGAGGCAACAUAAUAAAUAUCGCACAGGUGAGAUUCCUUAUGAAGAAUAGAAGGCACUCUAUCAGCACUGUUUAUAUUUUCUGCAUUUAAUUAGUGUCAAUACGUCCGGCCAGAAGAAUCCCAGGUGCUUGUCUAAUUAUCCCAAGCCUCUGCACUCAGAUUUGUCGGCACAUUAGUGUGUGAUUUGGAUGGAUUUAUGAGUGAAAGAAUAAAAAUCCGUCCAAAGGGAAUCCGUUUUCUAGUACAGUUUCUUGCUCUAUAUAGAUUACAUGAUUAUUGUUGAUAAAACUAGAGCUCAGUUGAUAACAUCAAAUUUUCCAUGGAUAUCCUUUUCUAUUACGGCUUGUUUCUCUUGCUCUUGUAUUUCCUUCCAAAAUACGUCCUCCAAAUUAAGAGAAACCUCCCACCAAGUCCUGCCCUGUCCCUUCCCAUAGUAGGCCAUCUCUACCUUUUAAAGAAACCUCUUCAUCGAACCCUGGCCAAACUUUCGGCCCGAUAUAGUCCAAUUCUGUUUAUCAGGCUGGGAUCUCGCCCAGCAGUUCUUGUGUCUUCCCCUUCUGCUGCAGAGGAAUGCUUUACCAAAAACGACAUCAUUUUUGCCAACCGCCCUCGAUUCCUGGCAGGGAAGCACCUUGGUUAUGAUUACACCACCCUUGUUUGGGCCUCAUAUGGUCACCAUUGGCGCAACUUAAGACGCAUAGCUUCAGUCGAAAUCUUGUCAUCUAAUCGUCUUCAGAUGUUUUCUGGCAUCCGUCUAGACGAGGUCAGGCUAUUGUGUAAAAGGCUUUUUAAAGGCUCAAACGGUGGACAAUAUCAGAUUGUAGACAUGAAAUCCAUGUUUUUUGAGAUGACCCUGAAUGUUAUGAUGAGGAUGAUUGCUGGCAAAAGAUUUUACGAAGAGAAUAUGGCUGACUUGGAGGAAGCUAAAAAAUUCAAAGAAAUUGUGACAGAGACCUUUCGCUUGAGUGGGGCUACUAAUAUUGUAGAUUUUAUACCCUUUUUGAAGUGGGUUGGAUUGAAUAAUGUUGAAAAGAGUUUAGUGAUAUUGCAGGGAAAACGAGACAAGUUCAUGCAGGAUUUGAUUGAAGAACACCGACGAAUGAGGAAUGAUUUUGCUUCUCCAGAUGGGAGUAAGACCAUGAUCAAUGUGCUGUUGUCACUGCAAGAAAAUGAGCCUGAAUACUAUACAGAUCAUGUUAUCAGAGGCAUGAUGCAAGUCAUGUUAUCAGCAGGAACUGAUACUUCAGCUGGGACUAUGGAAUGGGCACUGUCAAAUUUGCUAAACAAUCCAAAGACCAUUCUACAAGCACAGGCAGAAAUUGACACAAACGUGGGGCAAAGAAGGUUAAUCGAAGAAUCAGAUAUGGCCACACUUCCAUAUGUCAAUGGCAUUUUGAAAGAGACCCUCCGGAUGUACCCAGUUGCUCCAGUGCUAGUACCACACGAGUCAUCAGAAGAGUGCAGUAUAGGAGGUUUUCAUGUCCCACGUGGCACAAUGUUAUUGGUGAACAUGUGGUUAAUUCAGAAUGACCCUAACUUAUGGGAAGAGCCGUCAAAAUUCAAGCCAGAGAGAUUUCAGAGGCCGGAAGAGGAAAUAGGCAAGUACAUGUUGUUGCCAUUUGGAGCCGGGAGAAGGGGGUGUCCUGGGGAGGGAUUGGCCAUGAGGAUUAUUGGGUUGGCGUUGGGAACGCUGAUCCAGUGCUUUGAGUGGAAGAGAGUUGGUGAGGAGAUGGUGGACAUGAGUGAAGGCGGUGGGCUUACAAUGCCCAAAGCUCAACCUCUGUUUGCAAUGUGCAGGCCACGCCCAGUUAUGACCGAACUCCUCCACCAACUCUAAACGCUCUCGUAUGCGCUUGCGUAUGCAAUGUUCUUUUUCCAAUAAAAUUGUCAUAUUUUUAAGACACAAUGUAUAAGUCACAAGGAAUGAGACUGACUAGGCUAUGUUUCCUUA
Mangifera indica (mango) is the source of this 2014-nucleotide messenger RNA. Its product is annotated as cytochrome P450 81Q32-like. NCBI's taxonomy places the organism in Eukaryota, Viridiplantae, Streptophyta, Magnoliopsida, Sapindales, Anacardiaceae. The record is from RefSeq and is a predicted model, not a curated record. The transcript has 2 exons. Bases 383 to 1900 code for a protein of 505 amino acids. Gene Ontology annotation, molecular function: oxidoreductase activity, acting on paired donors, with incorporation or reduction of molecular oxygen; monooxygenase activity; heme binding.